UGCGUUGCAUGAAAGACGGAGCUCAGUGUCGCAUGUAACUUGAAACGAAGUAAAUUUGAAAAUGACUAGAAAAUCGUUUGUACUUGGUGUAAGUGUUUGUAUUUUGUUCGGUUUGUGUUCAACAGCUGCAGCAAACAGUUGCCGUGUUGAAAUUACAAAGCAAAUACCAAAAAAUGAGCCAGUUUAUUUGCUUGAAAAAUCAGACGGUCAUUUGAGCCUAUUUGAGCCAGACGGCAAUAGUAUCGAAAUUUCAUCGAAUGACAAAUUGAUUCUGUAUUGCCCGGGCAGGCGAAACACAUUGAUCCAUUCAAAUGAUAAUUCAGCCGAAUUAGCGUGCACCAGUAAUUUUCGCAGCGAAUUACAUCAAUUGAACUGUACGAAGCAAAUAGCAGGCGACUUGGAAACAACAACAAAAACAUGUCACCUGAACACCCAUCAAGGUUUAAUUUAUCGUGCUGGUUUUGCAUUUGAUCGUAAAUUUGUGGAAACAUAUGAAAUAUGCUACGAUAGUGCACGGGCGUCAGUACUUUAUACGCAUCAUCAAAUCAACGGCAAAUCGAUUAAUUAUAAUAUAAAAGAAAGUGAUCGCAGGAGUUUCAAAGCAAACGGCAUACCAAAGCUGGCUAAAGUUGAAGUGAGCUACCGAAAGCAAACACAAAUUAAUCACUUCAAAAGUAAGCUGGGAACUGGACAACGCUACUUCACAAACAGUUCUUUUCUAUCGCGAGGUCACUUAACACCGGAUGCUGAUUUUGUUUUCAGUUCGGCUCAAUUCGCUACAUACUUUUUUGCCAAUGUUUGUCCUCAGUUUCAAUCGAUUAACGGGGCCAACUGGAAUCGCGUUGAAAAUGUUGCUCGCAACUUAGCCGAACAAGAGAAAACUACCUUAAAUAUUUACACCGGUGUUUAUGGUCAACUGGCAUUGGCAAGUAGUAGUGGUGACUCAGUGCCAUUAUAUUUGAGCGAAACUAAUCAAAUCGAAGUGCCGGAAUAUUUAUGGAAAAUUGUACACAAUUCAAGAACAAAUGCGGCCAUUGUUUUUAUAACGUCAAAUAAUCCAUUUGCAAAGCAAUCGGAUGUACGCCACUUGUGUUCGGACGUCUGUCAAGAAGGCGGCAUUUCAUUUACGCAAACUGCACGACGCGGUUUCACCUAUUGCUGCACUUAUGAAGAUUUUGCCCGACGAGUGGCGAUACAACGUCCAUUGACAGCAGACCGUUUACUUAAACUUCAUAGUAAAUAAUAUGAAAUAUGUCGUACGAACAUUUAUUACGGUUCACAUAUAUCAACAUUUAAUGUACUAGUAGUAUACAUAUAUGUGGAUUUUAUAUCAACCAAAAAAAAUAUAGAUUAUUUCUUGAAAA
Molecule: messenger RNA, 1364 nt
Organism: Contarinia nasturtii (swede midge)
Lineage: Eukaryota; Metazoa; Arthropoda; Insecta; Diptera; Cecidomyiidae
Exons: 4
Coding region: 62-1243 (393 amino acids)
Biological process (GO): apoptotic DNA fragmentation
Cellular component (GO): mitochondrial inner membrane; nucleus
Molecular function (GO): metal ion binding; single-stranded DNA endonuclease activity; RNA endonuclease activity
Source: RefSeq, a predicted model, not a curated record